Messenger RNA from Wickerhamiella sorbophila, 1263 nucleotides. RefSeq names its product Copper transport protein 86. The coding region runs from base 1 to 1263 and encodes 420 amino acids. Lineage: Eukaryota; Fungi; Ascomycota; Dipodascomycetes; Dipodascales; Trichomonascaceae. Gene Ontology annotation, cellular component: cytosol. The transcript has a single exon. The record is from RefSeq and is a predicted model, not a curated record.
AUGGCGACAAUCGAAGAUAAAAUUGCAAGCAAGGGCCUGAAGAUACUGCUGAAGGAGACGGUGGAAAACGCAGAACUGAGGGCCCUGUAUGGCUCGGAUGAGCAGGUAUGGGCUGCAAUUGCCCACGCUCUGGACACUGCAGUCGACAAGGCGUCCCUCUACAAAUUCAUCACAAACAUUGCUGCCUGCGAUAAGGCGGGCACACUAGCCUGUCAGAGUGGCGUAGUAGCCAAGCUUGUGCUGCAGGCGAAGACAUAUUCGUCUCCGCAGCUGUGGAAGGCCCUGUCGAAUCUAAACCAGACUUCCCCAGACGAUCUGGCUGGCGUGGAUAUUGACUACGGCAAAGCGCUGAGUUUGGCCACAAUGCCUACUUUGCGUUUGAUUGAAGCCAAUGUGCGCAAAUUCCCCGAGUCGAGUGUGGUAUAUGCCAACAAUGGCGUACUUAUGGCCCUGCUCUCCCAAGUCAACGAUUGGUACGAAUCCAACGAGGUUGCAUUCCAGAUCGUGACCCGCAUUUUUAUUUAUAUUAUCGAGGCUAGAUUUGCUCCUACUGUUAUGGACGAUAUCGUCAGUAUUCAAAUGAUGGCAAGAUCAGUGGCGUUGCAAAAGGUGCUGGAUGCCGCCCUCAGCAUCUGUUACAAGCGGAUCAGCGAGCCGGUGGCCUAUGAUCUGAGCAUGGCUCUGGCAAAGUAUACAAAGCAUAUUUGCCGGGCUACUUUACCCUACUUUUCCAGCACUCACAGUCGCAAAACCCUCGAGGCUAUUUCCUGGUGGACAUGGCUUAUUUCCAACGUCGAGUCCCUGACGUUGAUUGCCAUGGCUGCUCGUGAGGAUUUGGGCGAAAAGAAUUUCGGACUGGUUCAGGCGCUGGUUGAUGUUCUCAUUGCCGCAAAGCAGUUGCCUCAACAUAACAAACUCGGCAAAGGAGACCAUGAGCUUGCUCCAUCGGAUUUCCCCAUGAUUAAAACCACCAUAAUCCCUCUUUUAAGCAUCCUAGUUGCUCAAAAUGAAUGGGCACAAACCUACUGCCGCACUAGCGGCGGACUACUGGCAAUUUUGGAGGCGUGCACCGUUGACGAAAACAACCCGUUCGUGCGAGAAAAGGCAAUCGUUUGUGUCCGCUAUCUUUUGCAGGAUAAUCAAGAGAAUCAGGAUUUCGUGGCUAAACUCGAGGCGAAAAAGGUUGUCAAUCCGGAAAUCCUCGAAAGAGCCGGCUACGAAGCGGAAAUCAAAGACGGUAAUAUUUCUGUCAAGACUAAAUAA